AUGUCUGAAACCACCCUCACUAUUUGGUAUAUCCCCAGGACGCCAUAUCCCAGGCGCCUGACGAACUACCUCCUCGCCAAACACCUCCCCCGCUCCCUCUUCGAAAGCGGCCGGCUGCAACUCAUCCCAGUCCGGAUGGAUCCCGCGAAGGGCACAUUCGAGACCCUUACCGGCUGCGAGCCCAAGCCCGAGGGCUUCACGCUGCCUGUCCUCCGCGUGUCGAGCAGCGACAAUACCACCGACCCGUAUUGGAUCACCCAGUCGGCCUCCAUCCUGGAAUACCUCGAAGCGACUUUCCCCGCCGCAGCGGGCUUCCGCGACCUGAGCGGCUCUACGCUAGAACGGCAGGCUCGCACGCGCGACAUUGUCCUCUUCGCCCACGAGCUGAUGCAGUGGUCCAACGUGCAGAUGCGGCAUGGGUCCAAGGAACGCAUGCACUGGUUCGGGAUCAAGCCCGAGCACUUCAGCGCCCCGGCGUCCGCUGAUGCGCACUUGCAAGUUCGCAAGCUGCUGGCGAGAGUGGAUGGCCUGGUUAGAGACGAUGUCUUGGACAGGCAGAGCUUGAGUCUUGCUGGCGGAAACGAUGUCACGAUCGCUGAUUGUGUUUUCGCUGCUUUUGUUGCGUGUGGCAGGGACUUGAUGGGAGUGGAUUGGAUUGACGGCAUGGAGGCGCUGACUCGGUGGUACGAUCGAGCAUCGGCAAACAAGUGGCUUCCGUCUCCGGAGACCAUUGCAGAGUUGGAAAAGGGGAAUUCGGGGGUUCUAUUUGUAGGCGAGGUCCCCGGAAAGCAGUAG
Messenger RNA from Lasiodiplodia theobromae, 795 nucleotides. RefSeq lists its product as uncharacterized. The transcript has a single exon. The record is from RefSeq and is a predicted model, not a curated record. NCBI's taxonomy places the organism in Eukaryota, Fungi, Ascomycota, Dothideomycetes, Botryosphaeriales, Botryosphaeriaceae. Bases 1 to 795 code for a protein of 264 amino acids.